CGGCUCGCGGCCUAUCAGAGCCGAGCUGGGGGGUGGGCCGGACGGCACGGCUGCCGGGGGCGGCGGCGGCGGCGGCGGCCUGGGGAGGCGGUGGCCUGGCCUGGCCUGGCCUGUCAGGGCGCGGGCGGCGGCGGUCCAGCACCAUGUCCCUGCAGUACGGGGCGGAGGAGACGCCCCUCGCCGGCAGUUACGGCGCGGCGGAUUCGUUCCCCAAAGACUUCGGCUACGGCGUGGAAGAGGAGGAAGAGGAGGCGGCAGCAGCGGGCGGCGGCGUUGGGGCGGGGGCCGGCGGCGGCUGUGGCCCGGGGGGCGCUGACAGCUCCAAGCCAAGGAUUCUGCUCAUGGGGCUGCGGCGCAGCGGCAAGUCCUCCAUCCAGAAGGUGGUGUUUCAUAAGAUGUCACCCAAUGAGACUCUUUUUUUGGAAAGUACCAACAAGAUUUAUAAAGACGACAUUUCCAAUAGCUCCUUUGUGAAUUUCCAGAUUUGGGAUUUUCCUGGGCAAAUGGACUUUUUUGAUCCAACCUUUGACUACGAGAUGAUCUUCAGGGGAACGGGAGCAUUGAUAUAUGUCAUUGAUGCCCAGGAUGACUACAUGGAGGCUUUAACAAGACUUCACAUUACUGUUUCUAAAGCCUACAAAGUUAACCCAGACAUGAAUUUUGAGGUUUUUAUUCACAAAGUUGAUGGUCUGUCUGAUGAUCACAAAAUAGAAACACAGAGGGACAUUCAUCAAAGGGCCAAUGAUGACCUUGCAGAUGCUGGGCUAGAAAAACUCCAUCUUAGCUUUUAUUUGACUAGUAUCUAUGACCACUCAAUAUUUGAAGCCUUCAGUAAGGUGGUGCAGAAGCUCAUUCCACAACUGCCAACCUUGGAAAACCUACUAAAUAUCUUUAUAUCAAAUUCAGGUAUUGAAAAAGCUUUUCUCUUUGAUGUUGUCAGCAAAAUCUACAUCGCAACAGACAGUUCCCCUGUGGAUAUGCAGUCUUACGAACUUUGCUGUGACAUGAUUGAUGUUGUAAUUGAUGUGUCUUGUAUAUAUGGGUUAAAGGAAGAUGGAAGUGGAAGUGCUUAUGACAAAGAAUCUAUGGCAAUUAUCAAGCUGAAUAAUACAACUGUCCUUUAUUUAAAGGAGGUGACUAAAUUUUUGGCAUUGGUCUGCAUUCUUAGGGAAGAAAGCUUUGAACGAAAAGGUUUGAUAGACUACAACUUCCACUGUUUCCGAAAAGCUAUCCAUGAGGUUUUUGAGGUGGGUGUGUCUUCUCACAGGAGCUGCAGUCACCAGACCAGUGCCCCCAGCCUGAAAGCAUUGGCACACAAUGGCACACCACGGAAUGCCAUCUAGUCUGAAUCCCAGUAGCCGAGGCUCAGUGCCAGCUUAGUCCUCACGCCAGGGCCAGAUGCCACGUGCUGCUGCAGGACAUGGGAGCUGCUGCGUGUGGGAGUCUGGUGCCUGUUCCACUAUAGACAAGGGGUAGAGUUUUUCAUUUGGAUGAAAACCCCUCAGCCAGCGGUGUACAACUGAAGCUACUAUUUCUUUUUUUAAAAAAUGGCAAAAAAGAAUUCUAGAGACCUCAGAACUCAAGUGUGUCUUUCUCCUCUUUUGGGUCCUACUUUAAGUAGUUGAAUAUUUUGAACCUGGAGAUAACACCAGUUACCCAUCCUUACCAGGGAAUGUUGCUGUCAAUUCCAGCUGAAAAUAAUAGAAAAAACUGAAUUUUAUAUGCUUCCCUUAGGUUUUCAUUUGUUUAGUCUCUAAAAACCCUGCUUUGCUUACAUUCUAACACUGCCUCUCAGAUCUCAGUUUUGGACAUUGUGUAUCUAAGACCUUUAAAUGCAUUUGCUUGCUAACUCAAAAGAUGCAUCGACUGACUCCGCAAAAGACAUUCCUGUAUUUGUUAUGAAGAACUGAGAGGAAGUCUGUGUGCUGCAUCAGGUGGAGAGCAAGGCUCAGCAGUGGCUGCAUCAGUUUCCUUGGAAGUGUUAAGGAAAAACUUUGAAACAGAAGAAAAUUUUUGCACCUGUGUUUUUGGUACCAGAUGUAUGGGUUCUUCUUCGACAAAUGAUCAUGCACAGUGUAACAAAGGGAAUUUAAAACAAAGUGGUUUCCCCACAGACCCCUUCUAGGGGAAAACUCAUCAUGUCACUGAAACACUUAGCCCACUUUUCUUUGAUCUUGAUAUUAGCCUCUACAUACCUUUUAUUCUAUGCUAUCUAGAUUCUUUUAAGAAUUGCUGACUGUUGACUACGAAUGACCCUAAGGCACUGGUGGGCUGUCCACUGGGGUUGGAGAGAACUUGUGGUGCCACAUGUGUAUUGUCUUACACUUUGUCUCCAGUAUUCUGACACCAGGUGUCAACUGUGGUACUUUCUUUGCCUACGAGUUGAAUUCAUACUUGUUUCUUUUUGUUGAUGGUUGAUACCCUCUCCAUUGAUUUAAAUUUACACAUUAUUUUUACUCCACAUGCCCAGUAGUCAUGUAUGUUCCAAAGCCACUGGACCACUUGAGUACGUAAGUGCCACUGUUUAAUGAAAUAUAUAUAUUCAGGUCUGUAAACCUAACAGUGCGACUUGGAGUGCUUCCUGCAAAUGAUUAUGACUGUUGAGUAUUUACAUGGACCAUGGUGAUAUCCAAAAGAAAAAUGCUUUUAUAUUUAUAGAUUAUUUCAUUGAACUAUAUAUGAAAUGGGUAUCAAUAAAUGUAUUUACUCCAAAAA
Molecule: messenger RNA, 2715 nt
Organism: Castor canadensis (American beaver)
Lineage: Eukaryota; Metazoa; Chordata; Mammalia; Rodentia; Castoridae
Gene: Rragc
Product: Ras related GTP binding C
Biological process (GO): negative regulation of autophagy; cellular response to starvation; positive regulation of TORC1 signaling
Cellular component (GO): nucleus; lysosome; Gtr1-Gtr2 GTPase complex
Molecular function (GO): GTPase activity; GTP binding
Source: RefSeq, a predicted model, not a curated record